GGAAGAAUCUUCUAUGGAGUCUGAUAAUGGAUUGAAUUUGAGGAACGAUGUUAAGAAUCUUGUUGAGCAAGAGACUUAUAAAUGGAUAUUUGUAGGAGGGAAGGGAGGUGUAGGAAAAACUACAAUUUCAUGUUCAUUAUCGUCAAUCCUAUCAGAAAGAAGAGAAUCCGUUCUUCUCUUAUCAACAGAUCCAGCCCACAGCCUGAGCGAUGCUUUCAACCAAAAGUUUACCGACACACCAACUCUAGUAAACGGAUACGAAAAUUUAUACGCCAUGGAGUUGGACGUUACAAGAGUUGCAGAUACAGGUUUCGGAUUAAAUGAAACAAAAAUGUUCCUUCAAACUAUACCAGAGCUGUUCCAAAUGCUCCCUGGCAUUGACGAGGCUUUAUCUUUUUCUGAGCUUUUACAAUCUGUCCAAUCCAUGAAGUAUUCUGUAAUUGUGUUUGAUACAGCGCCAACAGGCCAUACACUCAAGUUUUUGAACCUACCUGAUACCUUGGAUAAGCUUCUUGAGAGUUUUCUAAAGGUGGAAUCACUGUGCGGAGUCGCAAUGAAGCUGUUUUCGGCAUUAAAUAACUCCUUACCUAAGGAAGAAAUAUUCCAGAAACUUAAAAGGUUCAAGAGCAACUUGACACUAAUAAUGAACCAAAUGAAGGAUCCGAACCGAACAACUUUUGUUUGCGUCUGCAUCCCUGAAUUCUUAAGCGUCUACGAGACCGAGAGGCUCAUCCAAAGUUUAGCCAAAACUGAUAUAGACUGUUCGUAUAUUAUUGUAAACCAAGUGUUGAGUUAUAUUAACUUGGAAGAACAUGUAAAAAAUACCCAAAACUCUCUGGAAAACCUAUCACCAGAAAAUAAAAAAGUGCUAGACUGCUUUUUUGAACUUGUGUUGGAACAACAAAAUAACCUAAAUGGCAGAUUAAGCAUACAAAGAAAAUAUAUAGAAGAUAUUAAACAAUUAUACGAAGGCUUCUUUAAUAUCGUCGCAAUCAAACAGUACAAGUAUGAAGUUAGAGGAAGUGAAGCAAUAAAGGAGUUUUCAAAGGCUUUACUAAAACAUUCACCAAUCCCAGAUUCCUAAUUUAUAGUAUAAUAUACUAAGCCCAUAAUAUACUACUCAAAA
Messenger RNA from Theileria parva strain Muguga, 1126 nucleotides. RefSeq names its product Anion-transporting ATPase family protein. Gene Ontology annotation, molecular function: ATP binding; ATP hydrolysis activity. The record is from RefSeq and is a predicted model, not a curated record. Gene Ontology annotation, biological process: post-translational protein targeting to endoplasmic reticulum membrane. The transcript is spliced from 7 exons. The coding region runs from base 14 to 1084 and encodes 356 amino acids. Gene Ontology annotation, cellular component: GET complex. Lineage: Eukaryota; Apicomplexa; Aconoidasida; Piroplasmida; Theileriidae.